AUGUAUCGCGGUACUGCUAAAGAACGGCCCGCUACAGCGGAAGAACUUUUUCACCAACUCUUCUCGAACGUUUCGCGCCUUUUCGAGCUCAUCGGAAUGAACGGUCUGGAUCCAGAUUUUGGUCCCAACAGACGCAUGAUUUGGACGUGGACCAUGUUACUGGUUGCCAUAACCAACGUUGCGUUCUACCUCUGGAAGCAAAGCUCGGACAUGGUUGAGUUCCUAAUGGUAGUACCGUACGCGUGCUUUGUCAUCCAGGCAUUGCACAUGACGAUCAAGGUCUUGGUGAACCACUCCAACUACAGGUUACUGCACGCCAAAUCGAAGCAGAUAUUCGACAUGCUUAACGAAACCUCCACCAGUCGGAAACUCAUGGCUGAAUCGUUACAAUUUGGUACCGUGCUACAGGGUUUGCUAGCCGCUCUGUACAGCAUGUCGUUCAUUUUUAUCAUUUCAAUGCCACUCUUCAUAUGGUGCAUUUCGGGAGAGAAGAUUCUUUUACUUAUGUACAGUUUGCCAGCUGUUGACGAAAAUACUACCCAAGGAUUCCUGGAAACACUGGCGCUGCACGUAGCUAUCCUUCUGGCUUCGUUCUGUGGAUUCGUUGGGAUCGAUUGCUUCUUUUUGGCUCUAAUCAUUCCAAUCAUUGCCUUUGUGGACGGUACAGAAAACGAAAUUCAUGAAUUGAACAAGUUACUAGAAUUGGAAGAUACCAAUCCCAUCCAGCCCAAGCUGGACCGCAUUGUGCAACUGCAUCAACUGUUGAUCGAGUACGAACAAAUGCUGGAAGACAUUUACAAUUUCGUAAUGCUGGUGAAGGUGGGAACAAUUGUGAUCGGAAUGAUCAGUGCGAUUUUGACGAUUUUCACAAAUCAAGACAAAAUGGCAUUCGUCUUUGUCGUGAUCCUGUUGGAGCAACUCACUCAAUACUGCAUGCUGGGAACGGUCAUUAGCUCCAAGAACAAUCAGCUAACUGCACAUCUGUACGACAUCAAGUGGUAUCUGCUGCCAGCUGGACAAGCCAAACAUCUUGUGCUGAUGCUGGAACGAGCCCAGAAUGCUCCCACCCUGACCGUUGGAAAUCGUUGCAAGGGAGGGGGUGUCGCCCUCGAAAACAUAUUGCCAAUGACGGCUUCGCUGGGUUUGGUGGUGCAAUUCUCGGACACAAACUGA
This is a messenger RNA of Culex pipiens pallens (northern house mosquito), 1173 nucleotides long. Its product is annotated as odorant receptor 67d-like. Gene Ontology annotation, molecular function: olfactory receptor activity; odorant binding. Gene Ontology annotation, biological process: detection of chemical stimulus involved in sensory perception of smell; sensory perception of smell. Lineage: Eukaryota; Metazoa; Arthropoda; Insecta; Diptera; Culicidae. Bases 1 to 1173 code for a protein of 390 amino acids. The record is from RefSeq and is a predicted model, not a curated record. Gene Ontology annotation, cellular component: plasma membrane. The transcript has 3 exons.